AUGAUAAAGAACGAAAAAGGACCAAAAAGGACGAAAAUAGACGAAAAGGACGAAAAUGGUCGAAAAAGGACGAAAAUGACCAAAAAUUAUGAAAAGGACGAAAAAGAACCAAGAAGGACGAAAAAGGACGAAAAGGACGAGAAGGAUGAAAAAAGACCAAGGAGGACGAUGAAGGACGAAAAAGGACAGGAAAGAUCGAAAAAGGACAAAAGGCACAAAAAAGGACGAAAAAGGACGAAAAAUGACGAAAAAGAAAUUUCGCACUGGCAUUCUAUUGAUAGAUUGACAAUUAAGUUUAUGGACGAACAGUCAAGUAGUUUUUCAGACAUAAUCAUUGAACCUCCAUUAACACAUGACGAGCGACAAAAAUCCAGUGCUCACUAA
This is a messenger RNA of Zophobas morio, 384 nucleotides long. RefSeq lists its product as uncharacterized. The transcript is spliced from 3 exons. The coding region runs from base 1 to 384 and encodes 127 amino acids. Lineage: Eukaryota; Metazoa; Arthropoda; Insecta; Coleoptera; Tenebrionidae. The record is from RefSeq and is a predicted model, not a curated record.